AAACUAAAUUAGUCAUUUUUCCUUUUUUAUUUUUGGGGAAUGGCUAUUGGCAAUUUGUGAACUCAAUGCAGAGAACAGGAAAAGCAUACCGGUAAGCAGGUUCGCAGAGAGAAGAGAGUGAGCACCGAAAAUCUUCGUCCCUCAAACCUUUAAAUGCUGCGUCACGCCCGAAACCUCCUCAGAAAAACCUUAUCCUCAACAACCGCAAGCGCAGCCUCCUCUCCCAAUUUCCCCAAACACUCUUUGCUUUACGAAAUCUCCUCACAAAGACAGCAGCAAAGUUGGCGUCGUCGAUAUGUUUCCGGCUCGGCCUCGAGCCCGAGCCUGUCGAUAUGGAGAAGAAAGAAGGAGAUGGGCAAGGAGGGUCUCAUCGUGGCCAAGGAGCUCAAGAGGCUCCAGUCCCACCCGGUCCGCCUCGACCGGUUCAUCCGCUCCCACGUGUCCCGCUUGCUCAAGUCCGAUCUUGUCGCCGUUCUCGCUGAGUUCCAGAGACAAGAACAGGUCUUCCUCUGCAUGAAGUUAUAUGAUGUGGUGCGCAAAGAAAUUUGGUACCGGCCAGACAUGUUCUUUUAUAGGGACAUGCUUAUGAUGCUUGCUAGAAACAAAAAGGUUGAUGAAGUAAAGCAGGUUUGGGAAGACCUGAAGAGAGAGGAAGUUCUGUUUGAUCAGCAUACAUUCGGAGAUCUUAUCAGAGCCUUUUUAGAUAGUGGAUUGCCCUCGGAUGCAAUGGACAUAUAUGAUGAAAUGCGACAAUCUCCUGAUCCUCCAAUCUCUUUGCCUUUUCGAGUGAUAUUGAAAGGGCUCCUUCCAUACCCAGAAUUGAGAGAGAAGGUGAAAGAUGACUUCUUGGAACUUUUUCCUCAUAUGAUUGUGUAUGACCCACCUGAAGACUUGUUUGAAGAUCAAGAUUGGAGAAGGGAGAAGGAAGAUGAUUAGAUGGUGUUGCUGCUUAUGUGCUCAUUGCUCCACAGGAGACUGCUCUUCCCUGGGGAAGCUCACCAUUGGCAAUGACUAGAAGCAAGUAGAUGCCUGUGAUAAGUUGAUGCAGUUGCGGGUUACUUACCCAUGGUUGAUCUGCUCCCCAAUGCUGUAAAAGCUCACUCAUGGUCUUCCAAGUUUGGAAGCUCGCUUUUCAUGGCAUGCACAGUGCAUGUGAGGAUUGAAUUGCUCUUAUUGCCACUCCUCAGCAUGAUGCGUUUCAUGUGAUGCAAUUUUGAUUGGACUGGCCUGAAAAUAUGAUAAUACUUUUGGUUGAUGCAUUUCUUGCAGAUUUGCUUGCCCUAUGCUCCAUUAAUUUUUAAAAUAUGUAGUCUGAAGUUUGGUUUA
Molecule: messenger RNA, 1326 nt
Organism: Corylus avellana
Lineage: Eukaryota; Viridiplantae; Streptophyta; Magnoliopsida; Fagales; Betulaceae
Product: Pentatricopeptide repeat (PPR) superfamily protein
Molecular function (GO): protein binding
Source: RefSeq, a predicted model, not a curated record